AUGAAAGAAAACGAAGAAAUUAAAAAAGAGAAUGAGCAAGCAAAAAGAGAUGUACGAAAUUUAACCAGUAGAGUUGAAUAUUUAGAGAAAGAAAGCAAAAAAGACAACGUGGUUAUAACCGGUGUUAAGAUAGAUACACAGGACUCAGACAUUUUAAAAGAGGUGAUGGAAAACCUGAUUGAGAAGACCAUGAAUAUAAAAGUGGAUAUUAAAACAGCUGUAAAAUUAGGAGAGGAAAAAUGUUUACUUAAUGGCAACUCAUUGAAAUGUGUUUUUCCGACGAAGCAAUAUUUACACCGUAAAGGAACGAUAUACAAGAAUGUGGUGAGACCUGCGUUGGUAUACGGCUGUGAAGUGUGGUCUAUAAAGAAGAUUCAGGAAAAGAAGAUGCGAAGUAGCUGCAAUGGAAAUGUUACGGGGGAUGCUGAUGCUAUAGCCAGAGUGACUAUAGUCUCAAAAAAGAUUCAAGACCAAAUACUGCAAUGGUUCGAUCAUGUUAGACGUAGAAAUGAAAAGUAUGUGGGACGAAUGAAAGAGCUGUUAGAAGGUGAUGAAAGGAGAGGUAGGGGAAAACCGAGGGGAAAAUGGAAGCAGUGUAGUAGGGGACUUGAGAGAGAAAGGUUUAGGUUAAGAACACACGAUGGACAGAAAUAA
Molecule: messenger RNA, 654 nt
Organism: Diabrotica virgifera virgifera (western corn rootworm)
Lineage: Eukaryota; Metazoa; Arthropoda; Insecta; Coleoptera; Chrysomelidae
Exons: 2
Coding region: 1-654 (217 amino acids)
Source: RefSeq, a predicted model, not a curated record